AUGUUACUCAGCCCGCGGCGACAACCCCGAGCGGUCAGCAAGGUGCCUUACAAGGUGCUCGAUGCCCCGGAUCUGGCAGACGACUUCUACCUGAACUUAGUCGACUGGGGCAGCGCAAACGUGCUGGGGGUAGGCCUUGGAUCCAGUGUUUACAUGUGGAAUGCUCAGACAAGUCGUGUCAACAAGCUUUGUACGCUCGAGGAUGACACGGUAACGAGUGUGUCGUGGAUCCAGAAGGGAACGCACAUUGCAAUUGGGACCGGAAAGGGGCUGGUUCAGAUAUGGGAUGCGGAAAAGACAAGACGACUACGGACGAUGACGGGCCACACAGCGAGAGUGGGAUCCCUGGCCUGGAACACUCACAUCUUGACAUCGGGUUCUCGCGACCGACUCAUCUACCACCGCGACGUUCGCGCCCCUGACCAAUGGCUCAGGAAACUUGUCGGCCAUAAGCAGGAGGUUUGUGGCCUGAAAUGGAACUGCGAAGACGGCCAGCUCGCUAGCGGUGGCAACGAUAACAAGCUCAUGGUAUGGGAUAAGCUCUCAGAGACGCCGCUUUGGAAGUUCUCGGACCACACCGCGGCUGUCAAGGCCAUUGCCUGGUCACCCCACCAACGUGGAUUACUGGCUUCGGGAGGUGGAACCGCGGAUCGCAGAAUUAUUUUUCACGACACAGUCCGCGGGUCUGUCAUUAACGAGGUCGACACGGGUAGCCAGGUCUGCAAUCUCGCCUGGUCCAAGAACUCCAAUGAGAUUGUGUCAACGCAUGGUUACAGCCAGAACCAAAUCGUUGUCUGGAAGUACCCUUCGAUGACGCAGGUGGUCAGUCUGACAGGCCACACGUAUCGUGUGCUAUACUUGGCGAUGAGCCCGGACGGCAGAACGGUCGUGACCGGCGCCGGUGACGAGACACUACGGUUUUGGAACGUGUUCGGGCGAAGGCCGGGAGCUAGGGAAGACAGCGACGGCGGCCGACUAUCCGACUGGGGCGUCAUUCGGUAA
Molecule: messenger RNA, 1002 nt
Organism: Colletotrichum spaethianum
Lineage: Eukaryota; Fungi; Ascomycota; Sordariomycetes; Glomerellales; Glomerellaceae
Product: fizzy-related protein
Exons: 1
Coding region: 1-1002 (333 amino acids)
Biological process (GO): positive regulation of ubiquitin protein ligase activity; positive regulation of anaphase-promoting complex-dependent catabolic process; anaphase-promoting complex-dependent catabolic process
Cellular component (GO): anaphase-promoting complex
Molecular function (GO): protein binding; anaphase-promoting complex binding; ubiquitin ligase activator activity
Source: RefSeq, a predicted model, not a curated record